UAACAGAAAGACGCUAAGAGUUCCACACCUAGGCCGUCAACGUCACAGACAAGAACAACAUACUCUUGGUGCCACGUCUUUCCACUAAGUGCAAUCCUGUUGCUAUGAUUGACAGGAUGGAAGACUUGGUUGAUGCAUUUCAUAAAGUGCAUCUAGUCGCGGAAGCACUGGAGACAGAGGACGACGCCUUCAUAGACACGAUUCUUCAUGAACAACGCCCAUGCAAACGCGCCAGAAGAAGUGAAGAACAGCUCAAAUCUGAGCUUCAAACUGAAUUCCUUACCCCUUCAACGUCAUUCAGUACGCAGUGGCUCAACAAGCUCCAGCACAGGUGGGAAACUCCAGCCAACUAUACCAACCUCUUCGAGAUCGCACCAACGCAGACGAGAACAAUCACUCGGUUCACACGCGAAGGACUCGAAGGUCGUGUGACUGGCUAUAAGGAGAUCACAGUUCCUGCUGGCAGUGCCACUGCGAAGAACUCAACAUCACUGCUCAGGAAACCUGCCAACAGAGCAGAAUUUGUUCGUGGGGCAGCAGGUUUCUUUCCCUUCGCACCAGGCGGACUAGAUGACGUCGAAUCAAUACAAGCUAUAGAAGACGACGCAAUAUCUAAGCAACAAGCCGGAAAGACAAGGGUGCAAGCCGGUGGUCUAGAUCGUAUCAUUGAAUUUGGAGUUGAGGGCGGCCUUUUGGAGAUUCCUCCUGGCUUUUCGAGAGGCCUUAAGGUUGAACUAAGAAAGGAAGCAGAUGAUGCUACCGCGGCUGAAGUAGAGCAGACUUUAGAGGAGACGACGGAGGAGUAUGAUGCCGAUGAUGUCGUUUCAAAGAGACCGCACGGGUCUCGCGAUGCAAACAAAGAAAGCGGCUCCGAAGAUCACGAUAAAAGUGAAAGCGAAGACGACAUUGAUGCUCUAUUGCCCGUGGAGUUCCCAUCCCUUGCUCCCCACGGUCAGCUAGCAACAGCCUCGUCCAAGAGAGGAGGUCGACAGUGGGCUCAUAUGGUCGAUAUCAAUCGCGGCAUUGCCAACUUUCGAGACCUCGUCCCAGACAUGGCAAGAGAGUGGCCUUUCGAACUCGACACGUUCCAAAAGGAGGCCGUCUAUCAUUUGGAGAAUGGAGACUCCGUCUUUGUGGCUGCUCACACGUCUGCGGGCAAGACUGUGGUCGCUGAAUAUGCAAUUGCACUAGCAGCAAAGCACAUGACCAAAGCUAUCUAUACUUCGCCAAUCAAGGCGCUCAGUAACCAGAAAUUCCGAGACUUUCGCAACGAGUUCGAUGACGUCGGAAUCCUGACUGGUGAUGUGCAGAUCAGACCUGAAGCAAGCUGUCUGAUCAUGACGACUGAGAUCCUGCGAAGUAUGCUCUACCGUGGUGCAGAUCUUAUCCGUGACGUCGAAUUUGUGAUAUUUGACGAGGUCCAUUAUGUAAACGACCUCGAGCGUGGAGUCGUGUGGGAAGAGGUCAUCAUCAUGCUUCCCGAGCACGUUACUCUCAUUCUACUUUCCGCAACAGUGCCUAACACAUAUGAAUUUGCCUCGUGGGUAGGAAGAACGAAAAAGAAGGACAUAUACGUUAUUUCGACGUCAAAGCGGCCUGUGCCUUUGGAGCACUUCCUGUGGGCGAACAAGGCUAUGCAUAAGAUCGUUGAUGCCGAAAAAAGAUUUAUCGAGAAAGGCUGGAAGGAUGCGAACGAUGCACUAUCAGGCAAAGAUAAAAUCAAAGCCCCCCCUCCAGAACCUGAAGGCCCAAGAGGCGGUGGUAAUCAACGAGGUGGUCGUGGUGGACAACAAAGAGGUGGUGCUCAACGGGGUGGUUCACUAAGGGGUGGCCCUCAGCAACGUGGACGGGGUCAAGCACCUGCGCAGCGUGGUAGAGGAAACAUAGCUCGAACAGGGCGAGGCGGCGGGCGUACAACGGCUGCACAGGACCGCACGAUCUGGGUCCAUCUAGUCAAUCAUCUUCGGAACGAGCAGUUACUUCCAUGCUGUAUCUUUGUCUUCUCGAAGAAGCGAUGUGAAGAGAAUGCCGAUGCUCUCUCGAACCAGGACUAUUGCAAUGCCAAAGAAAAGAGCGCUGUACAUAUGAUUAUCGAGAAAUCUAUCGCUCGACUGAAACCGGAAGACCGGACUCUCCCACAAAUUCGACGGCUAAGAGAGCUUCUUGGGCGUGGCAUCGCUGUCCACCAUGGUGGUAUGCUACCUAUUGUUAAGGAGGUGGUUGAAAUCCUAUUUGCAAAGUCCCUCGUGAAAGUUUUGUUCGCAACAGAGACUUUCGCCAUGGGUCUCAAUCUGCCCACCAGGACUGUCGUCUUCUCUGGCUUUCGUAAACAUGAUGGUAGAGCGUUUAGAGACCUACUUCCUGGCGAAUACACCCAAAUGGCUGGGAGAGCUGGACGAAGAGGCCUUGACCCGGUUGGCUCAGUCAUUAUCGUUGCUCCUGGAGCAGAUGAAGCACCGCCAAUAGCCAGACUUCGGCAGAUGAUGCUAGGCGAUCCGACAAAGCUACGAUCGCAGUUUCGGUUGACAUACAACAUGAUUCUAAAUCUUCUCCGUGUCGAGGCUUUGAAGAUCGAGGAAAUGAUUAAGCGCAGUUUCAGUGAGAACGCUACACAAACCCUGUUACCAGAGCACGAGAAGAAAGUGAAGCUGUCCGAGGCUGACCUGGCCAAAAUCAAACGAGAGCCUUGCGAGAUUUGCGACAUUGAUCUCGAGCAGUGCCACCAAGCUUGUAUAAAUUGGAAACGGUUAACAAAUGAUCUCCUUCUUGCAGCAUUAGCAUCUCCUCUUGGAAGAAAGUGGUUCACUGCAAGGAGACUGAUAGUUUACAAAAAGGCUGGUGUACGGACCGCAGGCAUGCUAAUACGCGACGGGAUCAAUAAGGGUACCGGAGCUUUAUGCGUCCUGGAGAUAGCAUCCUCCCAAGGAGGAAAGCAUAUCAGUGAUGCAUUGCCAUACCUGGCAGACUUUGGCAAGUUUUUUGCUCCUCUGCCUCAUACCGUGGAAGAUAUGAGCCUAGAGCCUGUCUUUGUCGAUCUUGCGGACGUGGAAUGUGUGACUAGCACAGCCAUAAAAGUAGUCGCUCCGCUCAAAUCCCUCAACGAUCGUAAAGGCGCGCUUGAAGUCGCCAAAGACCAAUUCGUUCCUGUGUGCAAGUCUUGGGAUUUCUCUGACUGGAAUGAGCUAGACUGGACUAAAAUCAAGGAUCUGUCUUUUCAGAACAUCCUAGAAGCUCGUAAACAGGAGGCGGAAACCGCACAGCACCGAGCAUGCUUGCAGUGCCCGAAAUUUGUAGAACACUUUACCAUGCAACAUAACGAAUGGAUAAUCAAAGAGUCCAUAACGCAGCUCAAGCAACUGAUGUCGGAUCAGAAUCUACAAUUGCUUCCAGAUUAUGAACAGCGCCUCUCCGUCUUAAAGGACCUAGGCUUCAUUGACGACAAGUCGCGAGUCGAGCUAAAAGGGAAAGUUGCAUGUGAAAUCCAUUCUGCCGACGAAUUGGUAUUGACCGAACUUAUCCUCGAAAAUGUGUUGUCAGAAUAUGAGCCUGAGGAGAUUGUUGCGCUGCUUUCAGCAUUCGUCUUCCAAGAGAAAACGGACGCCACUCCGACUUUGACGUCCAGGCUGGAAGAGGGACAGGCAAAGAUUGUGGAGAUAUCGGAAAAGGUCAAUCAGAUUCAGACACUCCAUCAGGUCAUUCUAUCCUCUGACGAUUCGAACGACUUUGUUAGCAAGCCACGGUUUGGAAUGGUCGAAGUCGUCUACGAAUGGGCGCGCGGCAUGUCCUUCAACCGUAUCACGGAUUUGACAGACGUCAUGGAAGGGACUAUUGUUCGUGUCAUCACGAGGUUGGAUGAGACUUGUCGCGAGGUGAAGAAUGCGGCACGCAUCAUUGGCGAUCCAGAGCUGUUUACCAAGAUGCAGACAGCGCAGGAGAUGAUCAAGCGAGACGUAUGCGCAGUGGCAUCUUUAUACAUGUAGGCUGGCCUGACUGACGACAAGCGGCGCUUUACUUGCCGUUGUUGAUAGGGAGGCAAUACUGAGAGUGUCGUAUGACAUUCUGUUCUGUACGUACAUAGUACAUACAAAGCAAAGUGCGCCGGUGUCAGUCAGCGAUCGCAUCACAGCAGAGCGCGAACGCACGUCAUACGAUCGAUCCCGUUGUGCUUGACUGUUGAAGAAACACGUCGUCUGGAUGGUGAUACCGUGUGUCUUGUAGCCAGCCAGUGGAGUGGUGGAGCAAUUCACAGCGUUGUGCAUGUGUUCCACCGAAGAGAGUGUUGACAGCUCACACAGACUCUCAGCU
Molecule: messenger RNA, 4305 nt
Organism: Pseudovirgaria hyperparasitica
Lineage: Eukaryota; Fungi; Ascomycota; Dothideomycetes; Acrospermales; Acrospermaceae
Product: antiviral helicase
Exons: 5
Coding region: 105-3980 (1291 amino acids)
Biological process (GO): nuclear-transcribed mRNA catabolic process, 3'-5' exonucleolytic nonsense-mediated decay
Cellular component (GO): Ski complex
Molecular function (GO): RNA binding; ATP binding; RNA helicase activity
Source: RefSeq, a predicted model, not a curated record